CACUGAUGCAGGGGGAUCCAUCAUGGCGUCGAUGCAGAAAAGGUUACAGAAAGAGCUGCUAGCCUUGCAGAAUGAUCCACCCCCUGGAAUGACCCUAAACGAGAAGAGCGUACAAAACACCAUCACACAAUGGAUUGUGGACAUGGAAGGAGCCUCUGGUACUGUUUAUGAAGGGGAAAAAUUCCAGCUUCUUUUUAAAUUUAGUAGUCGUUAUCCCUUUGACUCGCCUCAGGUAAUGUUCACAGGAGACAAUAUACCUGUCCAUCCCCACGUAUAUAGCAAUGGCCACAUCUGCCUGUCCAUCUUAACGGAGGACUGGUCACCAGCCCUUUCUGUCCAGUCUGUUUGUCUUAGCAUUAUUAGCAUGCUGUCCAGCUGCAAAGAGAAGAGACGGCCUCCUGAUAAUUCAUUUUAUGUACGAACGUGUAAUAAAAAUCCAAAGAAGACAAAAUGGUGGUAUCAUGAUGAUACCUGUUAAUAUGAACUUUCUCGAACUCCAAGAGGGAAGAAGUCCUACUGACCUAUAGAAGCACUUUUUUGAAUAUCAUAUGGUCUCUGAACUUUAACCUUGGACUCAAACUCAAGCAUGGAUUUUCGUGGACCACAAAUAUGGGAAACGAUGUCAGCUGUGUUACUGGUAGCCAGUUGGAUGCAUGUUUGGGGGUUAACAAAAGAGGAGAUGAAUGGAAAUAAAUUAUAAAUAGAACAGAAACGGACCAUCAUUGGUAGGUGUGGAGAAAUGUUGUUUUAUCCAGGAUUUUAUCAUUAUUAUUUUUUUUUUUAAUAGUAAGAUUAUUUCUGUCUCACACCACACUUUUCAUUUUCUGUCACUGGUAUUUCCAUGUGUCUUGUGCAAUAACAAAACUUUGGGUGCAUUUUCAGGGCCAAUAAUGAGAAAUCCAUAUCAAAUAGUCACGAUCCAAAACAAAUACUGAAAUGAUUGUAGUGUCCCUUUGCUUUACUUUCAUUCCUACUGACAUGAUAUGCACUGUGAAAUGAUAUAAGAAAAGAAAGGUUUGUUCUGAAGGUUGAAUUUUUGAUGAUCUGCCAUAAAUAGUUUAAUAUACAAAUGGUACGGUUUGUUCUCAUUCAUCUCAAGUUCUGAUAUCACGGCAUAUGGAGGUUAUAUAGUCAGUGAGUCGUCUUUGGUGCAUUUGAGCAUGGAAACCAACCUUGAUCAUCAAUCAGUCUCAUAUUUACCUCGAUCAACUCCUACAGGAUUGAACCAGGGCCUAAAACUAAAUUGGCAUUGUUUAGUAUAUGUAACUAAUGGUUUGUAUUCUUAAUUGUAAUAAUAGCUGAGAAAGCAAUAUGGUUCAGUAUGAUUAUAAAAUUCAUGUGAGCAGUUUAUGGAAACUGUGUUUUCAGUAUUUUGGAGCAGUUUGCUGUGUAUUUGAAAAGGCAUUUUCCCAGGUUUAUAAUGAAAACAGUUUAUAAAUGUUCUGCCAAUAAAAUAGAAUCAUCUAAAAAUUGAAGUCAUUUAUUCUAAAAUAAGAGCUUUAUUGUUUAAAAAAUCUAUAUAUAAUAUGAAACGACAAUAAUUGCAAUUAGAUGUUUUGCCUGUAUUUCAGUUAUGCAUCGUUUUUUUGAGCCAGUAAAAGUAUUUAUUGUAUUGUGAUAGAUUUUCUCAAAUGUUUUUGCUUGGUUUUAGGCCCUGGACGCAGAAGUAUCCAUUGAAUACUCACAGAGCUUGAUAAACCAGUAUAUUGAAUGUUGGCACGAAAGUUCUGUCUUGUUCUUUCUUAUUUGUAUAAAAUCUUUUAUAUUGAGAUAGAGUGAGCUCAAAUAUCUUUUAAAUAUUCCAUUUUUCUUUCCUUCCAUGUUUUUACUUUAUCGCAAGUAACCAAUAAGAUUUGAAAAAUGGCAGAGUGUUUGGGAUUGUAUUUAUUUAAUUCGGGGUACCUGUUUUAUUCUCUGUAACCUCAGAUGUAACCUUUUUGAAAGUUAUUGCGCUUUUUGUAUGUCCUCAAGGUGUUGGUUAUCCUGGUCAUACUUGUCUGGCUCAGGUUUUUUUAUUUUGUUUUUCAAGGAUGAAAAAAAAAUCUAUAAUAUUUUCCAUUUGCCUAUUUUCUCCUCAAGGACUGUUACAUAGUUUUGGAAACGUAUGGAACAAAUCGAUUUCUGUAACUUUAAAAGUAAAAAUUAGCAUGGACUACAUUUAGAUAGGCAAAUUAUGUUAUCGCAGAGCACAUACCAGUUUUUUCAAAUUAAAUUACAGAGUUUUGUUUCCCUAAAAAUUGCUAGGGUCAAUGAUUAUCAGGUUCAGCUUUUAUGUUACCUGGGAUUAAAAAUAAAAAAACGAAGUAGUCCCCAGCUAUUGUAUAUGUUUGACAAACAAUAUGUGAAAAUGUAAAAUUUCACACAGUUUAUUAACUUCUCACACUCCAAAGAUGUAUUUUUUAGCCAUCUGUUCAGAAAUACUUGAAUAUUACACAGCUGGUUGGCUUGUCUUUUUUUGUUCCAUUGUCUGUGGCACAGUGUAUUUAGACUUCCAAGUGAAUGUGUUGGUGUAGAACACAUGGAGAUGGCCAUGACUCUUCCCUCUGCACACAAUAUCAGGAUAUUUGAUCAAUUGUUCUUGCUACUGAACGAAAAUGUGUGGCAAUGACACCACGGCUAAACUUGAAUGUGUAAAAGGAAGUCGAUUAAUGUACACGUAAGGUUAAGCAUAGAC
Molecule: messenger RNA, 2674 nt
Organism: Danio aesculapii
Lineage: Eukaryota; Metazoa; Chordata; Actinopteri; Cypriniformes; Danionidae
Gene: ube2wb
Product: ubiquitin conjugating enzyme E2 Wb
Exons: 6
Coding region: 23-478 (151 amino acids)
Source: RefSeq, a predicted model, not a curated record